Messenger RNA from Penaeus chinensis, 803 nucleotides. RefSeq names its product DNA-directed RNA polymerase II subunit RPB4-like. The transcript is spliced from 4 exons. Gene Ontology annotation, molecular function: translation initiation factor binding; nucleotide binding. Gene Ontology annotation, biological process: mRNA export from nucleus in response to heat stress; positive regulation of translational initiation; transcription initiation at RNA polymerase II promoter. Lineage: Eukaryota; Metazoa; Arthropoda; Malacostraca; Decapoda; Penaeidae. Gene Ontology annotation, cellular component: RNA polymerase II, core complex; P-body. The record is from RefSeq and is a predicted model, not a curated record. The coding region runs from base 164 to 586 and encodes 140 amino acids.
AGAAAGAGAAGAAAGAAGAAGAAGAAGAAGAAGAAAGAGAAGAAAGAACAAGAAGAAGAAGAAAGAGAAGAAAGAACAAGAAGAAGAAGAAAGAGAAGAAAGAAGAAGAAGAAAGAAGAAGAAGAAAUCCCUGGGCGGAAGGAGCCCAAAGGCCUGAAGCAUCAUGAGUGAACCACAAAAUACCAACGAGUCUACAGAGGAAGAUGCUACCGAGUUGCAGUUUCCUAAAGAGUUUGAGAAGGCAGAGACCCUCUUGAUAUCCGAGGUCCACAUGCUGUUAGAACAUCGCAAACAGACAAAUGAAAAUGCAGAAGAAGAACAAGAACUUAACGAGAGAUUCAUGAAGACCUUGAAUUACUGUGAAAGGUUUUCCAAGUUUAAGAACAGAGCGACGAUUAAGGCCAUUCGUGAACUUCUGAACCAGAAGAAGCUGCACAAAUUUGAACUGGCAGCGCUUGCCAACCUCUGUCCAGAGACGCCUGAAGAAGCCAAAGCUCUCAUUCCCAGUUUGGAAGGACGUUUUGAGGAUGAAGAGCUGCGUGUGUUGCUAGAGGACAUGGCAACACAGAGAAGCUUUCAGUAUUAGUGUGUACUUUGUGAGCAGAUGUAUUUUAUAUUACUGAACCCCUCAGCAGGGAAGGACAUAAUGUUACUUUUGUCUUGUCAUGGGUGGCUGACUUAAUUUUACAUUUUGAGGUAACUGAAUUAGUUUGUAUCUUGGCCACACUCAAUAAAAAUGUAGGGUUAAAUCAUGACAUUGGACCUCUUAUGAUUAGUCACUGUCUUGUGUAACCUCAAAACCA